GAAGGCGUGAAGGAGAGACGAACCGCUCGCUGUUUGCUGUUUGGGCAGCGAAGCUGCAGGCAGGAAGUGGAGUGCUCAUGUGGGGGUUUCUUCGGCUUGGGAGGGCGUGGCUCGCUCAGGAAACAGCAAAUUCAUCAACAGUUGCACUGAAAACAAGUCCAGCUCGACACAUUUACAUCCAACGCCGCUGCUUUGGCUUGAGCACCGUGAGAAUGGCGCCGGUCCGGGAUCCCAACACGCUGUCCAACUACGAUCAAUGGCGCACAAAGCACACAACCGCUAACUUCACGGUUGAUUUCAACGCCAAGCGCCUGCGCGGGUCUGUGGUCCUCGAGCUCGAGUCGCAGACCGAGAAGGCCAGCAACGAGAUCGUCCUCGACUCCAGCCAUCUCGACAUCUCUUCCAUCAGGCUCAACUCAGCGCCCUCGCAAUGGGAGGUCAAGGCACGCUCCGGACCCAAUGGCUCUCCGGUUUAUAUCUCUGUGCCUCACGGUGCCGCCAAGGGGGAGGUGGUCAAGCUGGAGAUCGAGCUGGCCACGACUGACAGGUGUACCGCGCUUCAGUGGCUCACCCCCGCCCAGACGAGCAACAAGAAGGCCCCAUUCAUGUUCAGUCAGUGCCAAGCUAUCCAUGCGCGCUCCAUCUUCCCCUGCCAGGACACGCCCGAUGUCAAGAGCACGUACGACUUCAUCAUCCGCAGCCCUCACGUCGUCGUUGCGAGCGGUGUCCCGGUGCCGGACGCAACCGAGGAUGUAGACGGAGACAAGGUCUACAAGUUCCAGCAGAAGGUUCCGAUCCCGUCGUAUCUUUUUGCCCUGGCUUCCGGUGACAUCGCCAGCGCCCCUAUUGGCAGGUGCUCUUCGGUCGCCACCGGCCCCAACGAGCUGAAGGCCUCUCAAUGGGAGCUCCAGGAUGACAUGGACAAGUUCCUGGACGCUGCCGAGAAACUUGUCUUUCCCUACCAAUGGGGGGAGUACAACGUUCUCGUCCUGCCUCCGAGCUUCCCGUACGGAGGCAUGGAGAACCCCAUCUUCACAUUUGCCACGCCCACCAUUAUCAGCGGUGACCGACAAAACAUCGAUGUCAUUGCUCACGAACUCUCCCACAGCUGGAGCGGCAACCUGGUCACGAGUUGCAGUUGGGAGCAUUUCUGGUUGAACGAGGGCUGGACCAUGUAUCUGGAGCGCCGUAUUCUGGCCUCGAUUCACAAGAACGAUGCAUAUUUUGACUUCUCCGCCAUCAUCGGCUGGAAACAUCUCGAGGAGGCGAUUGAAGAGUUUGGCAAGGACCACGAGUUCACCAAGCUGUGUAUCAGCCACAAGAAUAUCGAUCCGGAUGACGCCUUCAGCACUGUGCCGUAUGAGAAGGGCUUCCACUUCAUCUACUACCUCGAGCGUCUCGUGGGACGGGAGAACUUCGACAAGUUCAUCCCCCACUACUUCGGCAAGUGGGCGAACAAGUCAUUGGACUCAUACGAGUUCAAAGACACGUUCCUGGAGUUCUUCAGCACCCCCGAGUACGCCAGCCUGAAGGAGAAAAUCGCGGGUAUCGAUUGGGAGGGCCGGUUCUACAACACCGGUCUCCCGCCGAAGCCCGAGUUUGACACUUCGCUGGUCGAUGUGUGCUUCCAGCUUGCGAACCAAUGGAAGCAGAAGGAUUUCUCUCCCAAGCCGUCCGAUACGUCGUCCUGGACCGGCAAUCAGGUCCUCGUGUUCCUGAACGUCAUUCAGAACUUUGAGGAGCCCCUCACGGUGGAGCAAUCGCAAACCCUUGGCCAAGUAUACGGGUUGGCCGACUCAAAGAACGCCGAGCUCAAGUCGGCCUACUAUCAGAUAGCGAUGAGGGCCAAGGAUGCCAGCUCGUACCCCGGCGUCGCUGCGCUCCUCGGAGAAGUCGGCCGCAUGAAGUUUGUCCGCCCGCUGUACCGCAGCCUGAACAAGGUGGACCGGGACUUGGCGUUGAAGACGUUCGAGAAGAACCGCGAUUUCUACCAUCCCAUCUGCCGUCAACUUGUCGAGAAGGACCUGGGCUUGGCCGAGGCGAAGUCAGCCUAGACGGUGUUAGUGUAG
Messenger RNA from Thermothielavioides terrestris NRRL 8126, 2069 nucleotides. RefSeq lists its product as uncharacterized. Gene Ontology annotation, biological process: proteolysis. The transcript has 5 exons. Bases 213 to 2054 code for a protein of 613 amino acids. Gene Ontology annotation, molecular function: epoxide hydrolase activity; metallopeptidase activity; aminopeptidase activity. NCBI's taxonomy places the organism in Eukaryota, Fungi, Ascomycota, Sordariomycetes, Sordariales, Chaetomiaceae. Gene Ontology annotation, cellular component: cytosol. The record is from RefSeq and is a predicted model, not a curated record.